UUCGUUGCUUCCCUUUUUCCUAUUUGGAAAAGGAAAAUAUUUGCCUUAUUAUAAGACAAGAGCAGAGAGGACACAAAUAAAGAUAAGAAGAUUAGGAUUAUACUUUGAAACGUGAUAAUGAGAACUAGACAUGGCAGCAAAAGGACAAAGAUAGAGAAGGAGUCUCGAGUAAGUCAAGUAACGUCGGAGACAAGAAGAGAUUGCCUGUGAAGUCCGUAGCUAAGUUUCUCGUUGUAUCCAAGUUAUUGGCAACAAUUAUCCGCAGUCGAUAUUUCAUUAGAUCGUUUCCCUUUAGGUCUUCGCUUCAGCCACAUAUACUCUUUGCAUUCAAAUAUUUAGAUAACCAAAACGGACGCCAGAUUUGUAACUUCUUCACGUAUUCCUCGACAUCAACCAAGAAUCUACCGUAUUAUUUAUCUCUUAGUGCGACAUGCUCAAUCCCGAGUCCGUAUUGCCGCAGGAUCAAUAAUGUUCCUUAUUACGUUAAUGGUUUGAUAAGUCUUGGAUGUGGACGAGAACAAUUUAUAUGCAACCCUAGCACAAGUAAGUACAUACCUUUACCCAAAGUGAAAUCAAGAAAAAAGAUUAUCCAAAACUUUUUCGGGUAUGAUCCAGUCAAUGGUGAGUAUAAAUUAAGUAUUGUGCAUGUCGGAAAAAGUGAAUGAUUACUGGGAUGGUCCAUCUUUUGAACAUCAAGUAUUCACAUUGGGAGGAGUUGAUAGAUCAUGGAGAAUGAUUGAAUGCAAUAACAAUCUUCUUCAUCGUCCCAAAACUAACGGUGAGUGCAUCAAUGGGACAAUGUUGUUGCAAGGAGAAAAGUAAACAUUUCUGCUUCGUUUUCUUCUCGUAUACUAUAUGUCAACUUUGUGUUUUAUAGAUUCCUUUUUUUUCCGGAUUGGUUGCAUAACCCCUACUUUGAAUUAUAAAUUUAAGUUGACCAAAAAAGGCCAGCUAGAUAGAUCUUGUGUUAUUAUGGAUAUAUUCACUCGCAUCCAAAGUCAAAGUGAAUAUUCCACAACCAUAUAUAAGAGAAGUUGUUUUCCAAAAUUUUAACUUGGAGGCACGUUAAUUUAAUUCGUUUUAACUACCAAAACUUGGAUUAUUAAUUUCACUAUAAGAUUCAAUGAAUACUAAACUAACAAACAUUGCUAUAUAAUAUUAACAUAUGCAUCUAUUUCUAUUAUCAGGUUUCCAAAUCAAAUGAUUUAAGUUUGUUACAACAAGACGUGCACACUCAUUGAUCAUUUUACUACAAUUAUGUGACGACGUGAGUGCAUGUCCAGAUGUCCCUAUCAAAACAUCUACAAAAGCUUGUACACAAAAGAGAAUCCAAAAAACAACCAAACAAGAAAAUGCCUGUCUCCGUCUCAAAGUUGAGACGACCAAGAACGUCCAAAAAGACCGAAACCGGAAAUCCCGAAAAAACACUUAAAGAUCCUCGUACUUGCUGUAAUAACCUUUUUUCGAUCUUUUCCGCCAGAUCAUUUCUUUAUCGUGUACCUCUCACGAUUCUCUUUCUUUUCUUGAUUUAUCUUUGGUCCACUUCCACGACCGUUAUCUCUGGUAACGUCGUUCAUAUAUGCAUCUCUUCGCGGAAGCUCACUGACCUUUAUUGCCUCACUGCCGGUUCUCAGCCCGCUUUACGUGCACCAGUCAACAAUUUCACUGCGCCGGCUAGUGAAGAUGUGGUAACAAGUAAAGAAGAGAAGAAUGUUUUUGUUCUUGGUAAAGACGGAGACAAGGGUUUCGCAGAAAAUGAAACCUUCGAGGGAGGAAAAGAUUCAGACAAAUCUACGGUCGGAGAAAACCUCACCAUCAAUAAGAACGAAACUUUCACAGGAGAAACCUCCGGAGAAAGAGUUUCCAUUCUUAAUCAAGAUGCUAAACCCAUCCAUGAAAAGAAUCUUGAUUCCGUUCUUGAUCAAGAUUCUUUACCCAAAAACGAGAUUGAUCAAGAUUUCAUCAUUGAUUGGGAUCCAGAAACUGGCGAAGAACGAUACCGAUAUUUCAAAGCGAAGACCGAAGACGAGGAGACCGGUCUAAAAUCUACGGAAGAGUAUAUUCAAAUACAGAGAACUUGGUUAUCGAUGGGAAACAACCGCAAAAAGCCGGGAUCUUGCGAAGGAAAAGGUGUAUACGUUUACGAUUUACCAUCUAAAUUCAACAAAGAUUUGUUGAGGGAAUGCUCCGAUAUGGUUCCAUGGGCUGAUUUUUGCAACUACUUCAAGAACGAUGCGUUUGGUGAACUGAUGGAGAGUAUGGGUAAAGGCUGGUUCAGAACGCAUCAGUAUUCACUUGAGCCGAUAUUUCACUCUAGAAUUUUGAAGCAUCCAUGUAGGGUUCAUAACGAGACUCAAGCGAAGCUCUUCUAUGUGCCUUUCUAUGGCGGUAUGGAUGUUUUGAGAUGGCAUUUCAAGAACGUUUCAAGCGAUGUGAAAGAUGUUUUGCCGAUUGAGAUUGUUAAAUGGCUCGGAUCGAAGAAAUCAUGGAGGAAAAACUCCGGAAAAGAUCAUGUUUUUGUUCUCGGAAAGAUCUCUUGGGAUUUUAGGAGGGUUGAUAAGUAUUCUUGGGGCUCAAGCUUACUUGAGAUGCAAGAAAUGAAAAACCCUACAAAGCUUCUCAUCGAACGUAAUCCAUGGGAAGUCAACGACAUCGCGAUACCUCAUCCCACAUACUUCCACCCGAAAACUGACACCGAUAUCGCCAUAUGGCAAAACAAAAUACUUGGGAAACCUCGUCGGAGCCUAAUUAGCUUCGCUGGUGCAGCAAGACCCGGUAACCCUGAGAGCAUCCGGUCAAUAUUGAUUGACCAAUGCAGAUCGUCUCCAAACCAAUGCCGGUUUUUGAAUUGUACCGAUGGAGGCUGCGAUAAAUCGGAAUCGGUUAUCGAGCUUUUCCGAGAUUCGGAGUUCUGCCUUCAACCGCCUGGAGACAGUCCAACAAGGAAAUCGAUUUUCGAUUCCCUCAUAUUAGGUUGUAUUCCGGUGAUAUUUGAUCCGUACAGCGCGUAUUACCAGUACACGUGGCAUUUACCGGAGGAUCACCGGAGAUAUUCGGUGUAUAUAAACAAAGAAGAUGUGAAGUUGAAGAGAGUGAAUGUGAUUGAGAAGUUAAUGUCAAAGACUCUAAGGGAAAGAGAGGACAUGAGGAGUUACAUUGUUCAUGAGCUUUUGCCUGGUUUGGUCUAUGGAGAUUCUAAUGCUAAGUUUGAGAGAUUUCGAGAUGCUUUCGAUAUUACUAUGGAUAGUUUAUUCAAGAAGAUUGCAAAAACUGUAUAACUUUCGUUUUUCGUUUGAUUUUAAUUGUCAAAUUUUCAAAUGUAGUUCGUUU
Arabidopsis thaliana (thale cress) is the source of this 3330-nucleotide messenger RNA. It is a transcript of the gene RHS8, whose product is annotated as root hair specific 8. Gene Ontology annotation, molecular function: glycosyltransferase activity. The coding region runs from base 1284 to 3278 and encodes 664 amino acids. The record is from RefSeq and is marked reviewed. The transcript has a single exon. Gene Ontology annotation, cellular component: Golgi membrane. NCBI's taxonomy places the organism in Eukaryota, Viridiplantae, Streptophyta, Magnoliopsida, Brassicales, Brassicaceae. Gene Ontology annotation, biological process: glycoprotein biosynthetic process.